GCGACCAUAUUUUCACCUCAACUUACUGCAGUGGUUUCGAGUAGCUGAAGGCCUUUUAGCUUUGUAGCGCUAGACCAAGGUCACAUAUAGUCCAUCUGCUCGCAGGUCCACCAUGCCUCGAAUCUUGCGACAGCUCGUGCGGCUUUUAUCCCGUCCACCCACCCUACAAGCUUUACCAAGUCGCGCAGCAUCCCAUCUCAGAGCGUUUCAAGCAACAUUGCCAUUCUGUUCCCAAAUUCUCAACAACCAUAAUCCCCUUCUCUUUGGCCCAGCCCAACAUCGAAUCUCGUCUCCGAUAUUGGCCGCGGUACACCAAGUAAGGUUUGCUGCACGGGGCACUGAAUACCAACCGUCCCAACGGAAAAGAAAGAGAAAGCAUGGGUUCUUAGCUAGGAAGAGGAGCAUCACCGGACGGAGGAUUCUUGCACGGCGAAAAGCCAGAGGCCGCACGUUCUUGAGCCAUUGACGGGAUACGAUGGGACUCUUGGCAUUGUAUAUUUGUCCUAGAAUCAACCACCGGAAGACUAGGGGCUUGAGCUUAUGUCUGGCACCUGCGUGCUUUCUGCGCGACAUAUCUCAGACCGCACGCAAUCCUAUAUUCCUUCCUCCAAGUAAUAAACUACCAACGCUGUGCAAGCUGUUUGGCUAUAUAAUCAUAUACUGUUGGAUCCUCUC
Serpula lacrymans var. lacrymans S7.9 is the source of this 675-nucleotide messenger RNA. RefSeq lists its product as uncharacterized. Gene Ontology annotation, biological process: translation. Gene Ontology annotation, molecular function: structural constituent of ribosome. NCBI's taxonomy places the organism in Eukaryota, Fungi, Basidiomycota, Agaricomycetes, Boletales, Serpulaceae. The record is from RefSeq and is a predicted model, not a curated record. Gene Ontology annotation, cellular component: ribosome; mitochondrial large ribosomal subunit. The coding region runs from base 113 to 466 and encodes 117 amino acids. The transcript has 3 exons.